UCGCGGGCGGAUGGAGGCCCCUCCUCGCCCCGCCUGAUCGGGAGGGGCGGGCGCAGCGCAGCGCGGGGCCCGCCUCCCGCCCAGGAGCCUCGGGAGGAGCGGCGGGCGCCGGGCAGGUCCCCGCCGGAGCCCCAGCAUGGUUGACUAUAUUGUGGAGUAUGACUAUGAUGCCAUACAUGAUGAUGAAUUAACUAUUCGGGUUGGGGAGAUCAUCAGGAAUGUGAAAAAGCUCCAGGAGGAAGGAUGGCUGGAAGGAGAACUAAAUGGGAGAAGAGGAAUGUUCCCUGAUAAUUUUGUGAAGGAAAUUAAACGAGAAACUGAACCCAAGGAUGACAAUUUGCCCAUCAAACGGGAAAGGCAUGGAAAUGUAGCAAGUCUUGUACAGCGGAUGAGCACUUACGGACUUCCAGCAGGGGGAAUUCAGCCACAUCCACAAACCAAAAGCAUUAAGAAGAAAUUGAAGAAACGUCAGUGUAAAGUUCUUUUUGACUACAUUCCACAGAAUGAGGAUGAACUGGAGCUGAAAGUAGGAGAUAUUAUUGAUAUUAAUGAUGAGGUAGAAGAAGGCUGGUGGAGUGGAACCCUGAACAACAAGUUGGGUCUGUUUCCCUCUAACUUUGUGAGAGAGUUGGAAGUCACAGACGAGGGGGAAGCUCAUGAAGUCCAGGAGGACCCAGACUUGGCUUUGCCUGGGUCUGCCUCCCCGUCAGCCGCGUCGGGAAGUGGGAGCGACACUGCGUCGGCACCGGUUACACAGCCCAAAAAAAUUCGAGGUAUUGGAUUUGGUGAUAUUUUUAAAGAAGGCUCAGUGAAACUUAGAACAAGAACAUCCACCGGUGAACCUGAAGAGAGAAAAACAGAAAAGACGCCUUUAAUCAUACAGCCACAAGGACCCAAAACUCAAAGUGUGGAAAUAACAAAAACAGACACCGAAGGUAAAAUUAAAGCUAAAGAAUAUUGUAGAACAUUAUUUGCCUAUGAAGGUACUAAUGAAGAUGAACUUACUUUUAAAGAGGGCGAAAUAAUCCAUUUGAUCAGUAAGGAGACUGGAGAACCUGGCUGGUGGAAGGGAGAACUCAAUGGUAAAGAAGGAGUAUUCCCAGACAAUUUCGCUGUUCAAAUAACUGAGCUGGAUAAAGACUUUCCAAAACCAAAGAAACCACCACCUCCUACUAAGGGUCCAGCUCCAAAGCCUGACCUGAUGUUUGCUGCAGAGAAGAAGUUUUCUCCCCUAAAGCUUGAAGAAAAAGAUGAAAAAUCACUUCUGGAUCAGAAACCUAUUAAACCAACUGCUCCACAGGUCCCACCCAAAAAGCCAACUCCACCUACCAAAGCCAAUAAUUUAUUGAAAUCUCCUGCAGCAGUGUACCCAAAGCGGCCCGAAAAACCGGUUCCUCCACCACCUCCCACAGCCAAAAUUAACGGAGAAGUUUCUAUUUCAUCAAAAUUUGAAACUGAGCCAGUAUCAAAACCAAAGCUGGAUUCUGAACAGUUGCCACUUAGACCCAAAUCAGUAGACUUUGAUUCAUUAAUAGCACGGAGCUCUAGAGAAACAGAUGUUGUAAAUUUUGAUGACAUACCUUCCUCAGAAAACUUGCUGCAUCUCACUGCAAACAGACCGAAGAUGCCAGGGAGAAGGCUGCCUGGCCGCUUCAAUGGCGGUCAUUCGCCAACUCAAAGCCCAGAAAAAACCUUGAAGUUGCCAAAAGAAGAAGAUAGUGCCAACUUUAAACCAUCUGAGUUUAAAAAGGACACAAGCUAUUCCACAAAGCCAUCUCCAGCACUUUCAAGUGCAUCUAAGGCAACUACAACUGCCUUAGAAAUCAAAGCAAAACUAGAAGCAGAUGAUGGGAAUCAGAAUUCCUUGGAUGAACUUAGAGCCCAGAUUAUUGAAUUGCUGUGUCUUGUGGAGACACUGAAAAGGGAUCAUGGGAAAGAACUGGAAAAACUACGAAAAGAGUUAGAAGAAGAGAAGACAAUGAGGAGUAAUCUGGAGGUGGAAAUAGAAAAGCUGAAAAAGGCUGUCCUGUCUUCGUGAGGCAGCAGGGACCCAGAGUUCUUCGUGCUCCAGGAGCCAGAAACAGCCCAGAGCAUCUCUCCUGACCUCUUAGUUGUGGUGAAGAAACACAAGUGUAUGAACUAUAGUAUCUCUUGAAAAAUUAGGGAGACGGUGAAAGGUUUUCUUUUUAUAUAUAUAUAUAUAUAUUUUGUUUUGCCAAUAUAUAAAAAAAAAAGAGGCCUUAUUUCUUACUGCGCUGGGAUUGCAAACAUUUUGUUGUCGUUUGCCUGAAAAUACUACUGAAUCUGUAUAAAAAGGAAAGUUAACAAUAGUUUUUUAAAUUGAAAUUGUAGUAUUAUUUUUAAAGAGAUCUAUACUAUAAAUAUGGUGGUAUCUUUACAAGUAACCUGUAAGAUAAACGAUUUGAGAGGGACAAGUUAGCUUUGUAGUUUCCACAGUCACUACUUCCCCGAGUGUAAAAGACAAAUAAGCUUUGUGUAUGUACAUAUAUACAUAUAUAUAAAUAUAUAAAUAUAUUUUUACUUUUAGCUUCUUACCCAGGAUUACACUGUUGUGCCUGUUUGUCUGCAGUGCUGUUUAUAUUUUGGGUGAUGAAAUAAGAGUUUCCUAGAUAGAAACCAGAUUGCUCACCCAUGCAUUUAGUAAUAAAUAAUAAAAAU
This is a messenger RNA of Dipodomys spectabilis (banner-tailed kangaroo rat), 2679 nucleotides long. RefSeq names its product CD2 associated protein (gene Cd2ap). NCBI's taxonomy places the organism in Eukaryota, Metazoa, Chordata, Mammalia, Rodentia, Heteromyidae. Gene Ontology annotation, molecular function: protein binding. The coding region runs from base 137 to 2038 and encodes 633 amino acids. The transcript has 18 exons. The record is from RefSeq and is a predicted model, not a curated record.